Symbiodinium natans is the source of this 369-nucleotide messenger RNA. The record is from the annotation of a GenBank genome assembly. NCBI's taxonomy places the organism in Eukaryota, Dinophyceae, Suessiales, Symbiodiniaceae.
AUGCCUUCCGGGAACACGCCACGGCUUCUAUUGGGGAAAGCCGAUCUCCGCCAGCGGCAGCUGCCCGAGGCCGCCAAAGUGCCUGCGGCCGAGCCCAGCACACAGCAGAAAGCUGCUGCCUCGCUGCCGACGGCAGCCAAAGACGGCAGCCUUGCGAAGCUUCUGCAAGACUUCCCGGAGAAAGAAAGGACAUGCAGUGCUCCCACCGAUCCGAAUGCCUCCAUCAAGAAGGACGAACUCAUUCCAGUCCUUCCGGAGAAUGCAAUCGACAAGAUGAAGAGGGACGAAGCCAUCUCAGGGUGCCCCCUUCCUGUGCCAGUCACUGUGCCAGUCGCUCCAGAGGAGGGUGGCACGUGCAGUCUGAUGUGA